Arachis ipaensis is the source of this 798-nucleotide messenger RNA. NCBI's taxonomy places the organism in Eukaryota, Viridiplantae, Streptophyta, Magnoliopsida, Fabales, Fabaceae. The record is from RefSeq and is a predicted model, not a curated record.
AUGUCUAUAUUUUCUCUCUACAACACCUUGUUGCUGAAUCAAAACAACAAACCCCUCUCUCAAUCCGCCAUUACCUCCUUUCUCUCCAUCGCUUCUUCUCUAACCAACCCUUGUCUCUCUUCUUCGUUUUCUCAACCCAGAUCACCCCAACCAUCACCCCCCAGCCAACCCACCACCGUCGCCCACCCUCUCUCUCUUCUCUUUCUUUCCUCUUUCCUCCAUUUCUCCCUGCCUUGUUCGCUGCCCCACGCCCCUGUUCGCGUCUGCCAGCUCUGGCGAGCAACACCCCGGUGCAACCCAGCAGCGGCUAAGUUUUGUGCUGCUGCGACACCAUCACUGUCCCGUUCUUCUUUCUCUCCUUCAUCAACGCAGGCCAUGCAACUGUCGGAUGUUAUUAAGGUUGGAAGUGAAGAGAUGGAUCUUGGUUACGAGGUUUGGACUCUAGAGGUCGGUGCUCAUGUUGGCCGCAAUGAGCCCUACCAAUUUGAUGGGUUCAUGUCUUUGUUAAACUCAUUCGACAAUAGUUAGUUUCUGUUGGACAUGACUUUCAGUACGUAAUUCAUGUAUUAGAUACUAUAGACAAAAACGAUUAUCUGGUCUGGAAAGAAUGGGUUUAUUUUAAAAAAAAUUUGGAUGUUCGUUUCUAAAUAUUAAUGAUGUUCACCGUUAUUGUAUCCAUCCAGAUGGUUAAUUUAUUAGACAAGAUGGAUGUUCAUUCUGAUUAUAUGAUCUCACUUAUUGAUUACACGAUUAUCGCUACUUACAAAUGUUGGAUGUUCGUCUUUACAUAUAACUGGA